Messenger RNA from Spirometra erinaceieuropaei, 799 nucleotides. NCBI's taxonomy places the organism in Eukaryota, Metazoa, Platyhelminthes, Cestoda, Diphyllobothriidea, Diphyllobothriidae. The record is from the annotation of a GenBank genome assembly.
AUGCGAGACACAGUCCAGCCGACGACCCUGACUCUUCUCGUUCGCGCACGUCGCCAACAUCAAGGCUGGUUCGGUGACAACGACACCGUCAUCAGCAAUCUACACGUUGAGAAGAACUGUCUGCACAAAACCUACUUUACUCGUCCCACCGAUGACAACAAUGCAGCCUUCUACCUUAGCCGUCGCCUUGCGCAACAGCGGCUGCGCGAGAUGCAGGAUGCUUGGAUGGCUCGUAGGGCUGAGGAGAUGCAAGGGUACGCGGAUCUCAAUGAAUGGAAGAUUUUUUUCUCUGCAAUCAAAGCCGUCUACGGUCCGCCAACUGAGGCAACUGAACCUCUUCUUGGCGCCGACGACAGUAUUCUAUUCACUAAGAAGACACUGUUUCUACGGCAGUGGGUCAAACAAUUCAGAGGCAUCCUUAACCUCGUUGGGUUCGAAUCGCACCGGGGGGGGGGCUGAGUUUUUCACCGUUGUGUCACUAUCAAAUAUGUUACUGGCAAUAUUUUAGUAGAAUGUGCAUUUAAGUUUACUAUUGCAUGUACGGUUUUCAACAGGGUCUUCAAGGGCAUUGCUUACUUUAUACGAAUUCAGAGACGUCUUCAACAAUCUCUCCGCCGUCUCCAACGCCGCCAUCGCCCAUCUGCCUCAGGUGGACACCAACAUCGACCUCGAUCUCCUGCCCUCUCUCUACGAAACCAUCAGGCUUUACAACAACUCUCUAGCAAGAAAGCGUCCGGAUCACAAGCGAUCCCAUCCGAGAUUUACAAGCACAUUGGCCCCCAGCUCAUGGAUCAUCUGA